AUGAUGCAGCCGAACAAGAAAGCCAUGCCGAACCUCUUUGUGAUGUUCCUGAGAACAGGACUUGCCCUCCUCAGCCUCGAAUCAACAUGUACAAAGACGAGGAGGGCAAGUUCAACGGCAAAGUCGUGCGAAGAGGACGCAGAGAAGUUUGUGGCCUGGAAAUUCGGCGGCCAGAGAUACGACGGACGCGAUCAAGUGCUUCUGCUUGCCGAGGACAAGCCGCGCUUCAAGAAGUCUGGCCGUGGCGAUAUUCCUGACAGCGAUUCAGAGUAA
Molecule: messenger RNA, 273 nt
Organism: Alternaria viburni
Lineage: Eukaryota; Fungi; Ascomycota; Dothideomycetes; Pleosporales; Pleosporaceae
Exons: 2
Coding region: 1-273 (90 amino acids)
Source: RefSeq, a predicted model, not a curated record